This is a messenger RNA of Spea bombifrons (plains spadefoot toad), 2066 nucleotides long. RefSeq names its product hepatocyte nuclear factor 4 gamma (gene HNF4G). Bases 113 to 1477 code for a protein of 454 amino acids. The record is from RefSeq and is a predicted model, not a curated record. Gene Ontology annotation, cellular component: nucleus. The transcript has 10 exons. NCBI's taxonomy places the organism in Eukaryota, Metazoa, Chordata, Amphibia, Anura, Pelobatidae. Gene Ontology annotation, biological process: anatomical structure development; regulation of transcription by RNA polymerase II; cell differentiation. Gene Ontology annotation, molecular function: zinc ion binding; RNA polymerase II cis-regulatory region sequence-specific DNA binding; nuclear steroid receptor activity.
AGCUCCUGCUAGGACUGAGAUUUAACUACAGAGAUUUCUCAGUCGCAGACUGCACUUAAGGAAGGAUUGAGUUCUUUAAUUGCAGUUUGAUACAUUCGUUUUAUAUUUAGUGAUGAAGUUUUCUCGAUCAGAAAUGGAUAUGGGAAUUGCAAACUACAGCGACAUUUUAGAUCCAAGCUACACAUCUUUAGAGUUCGACAAUAUGCCGCUCCUUUUCAAUGGCAAUGAUAGCUCCUCAGGAGAUACAGUCAUAAUGAAUGCAAUUGAUAAUGGGGUCAACAUUCUAUGUGCCAUAUGUGGAGACAGAGCUACUGGUAAACACUAUGGUGCUUCAAGUUGUGAUGGAUGCAAGGGGUUCUUCAGGCGUAGUAUCCGAAAAAGUCAUGUUUAUUCUUGCAGGUUUAGCAGACAAUGUGUUGUUGACAAAGACAAGCGGAAUCAGUGCAGAUACUGCCGUUUAAAAAAAUGUUUCAGAGCUGGAAUGAAAAAAGAAGCUGUUCAAAAUGAAAGAGACAGGAUAAGUACCAGAAAAAACACAUUUGAAGGAAGCAGUAUUCCCUCUAUUAACACGCUGUUACAGGCAGAAAUUCUCUCUCGUCAGGUGGCAACCUCAAGUUCUCUAAUUACGGAUGUAAACAUGAAGAAAAUUGCCACUGUUACUGAUGUCUGUGAAUCCAUUAAGCAGCAACUAUUGGUCCUAGUGGAGUGGGCUAAAUACAUCCCAGCUUUCUGUGAGUUACCAUUGGAUGAUCAGGUUGCACUACUGAGGGCACAUGCUGGAGAACAUCUUCUCCUUGGGGUAACAAAACGAUCCAUGGUUUACAAAGACAUUUUACUCCUUGGUAACAACUACGUAAUUCAUCGCAACAGCUCUGAAAUUGAGAUUAGCCGGGUGGCCAAUAGAAUUUUAGAUGAACUAGUCCAACCAUUUCAAGACAUCCAGAUAGAUGACAAUGAAUAUGCCUGUCUAAAGGCCAUUGUAUUUUUUGAUCCAGAUGCGAAAGGACUCAGUAAUCCAAUGAAAAUAAAAAACAUGAGGUACCAAGUACAGAUCAGUUUAGAAGACUACAUUAAUGACAGACAAUACGAUUCUCGAGGAAGGUUUGGAGAACUUCUUUUACUGUUACCCACGCUCCAGAGUAUUACUUGGCAAAUGAUUGAACAAGUUCAAUUUGUGAAGCUGUUUGGAAUGGUUAAGAUUGACAAUCUACUCCAAGAGAUGUUAUUAGGAGGUUCAACCAAUGACUCUAAUCACAUUCAUCAUCCAUCCCAUCCUCACAUAGCCCAAGAUCCUCUCUUAGGUCAGACUCUAUUAAUAAGUUCCAUGUCUACUUCACUACAUUCUGAACAAAUAGCGACUCCAGAAACACCCCUGCCUUCACCACCACAAGGAUCAGGACAGGAACAGUAUAAAGUAUCAACAAAUCAUGCAACAGUCAUCACACAUCAAUCCAUGUUAAAACAAAAACCACUGUGAGGGAAAGAUUACAGAUGACGUGAAAACUGCCAUGGAAGACUUUUUUCUGAUACACAAAGCCAAAAAUGUAAUAUUUCACAAAAUGUAUCUCACCGACAUGCAACAUUUUCAAUUUGAUAAUAUUUUAUAUUCAUUCUUAUUGUACUUUUUACGUAUGCAUUAUUUUACACUAAUUUGAAUGUUAUUGCUUGUAGAACUGAUAUAUGUUCGGUAGUCUGUAAUAAGCUAACAAAUUGUUGUCAUAUUAAUUAUUUCAUACAACUAUCACAAUGUAUAUAGUAAAUAAUUAAUAUAUUACAUUCUGCAAAAAUAAUUCAUUUUUGAUACAUUUGUUUAUGUUUAUAAUUGAUGGAAGUGUCUAAUGUACCAGUUAUGUUAUAGAAAGUAUAACCUGGGGUUAGUAUUCUGUAAAAUCAUUGAUACUAUUAAAACAACUCAUAUACAGUUUACACUAAAUUGCAAAAUACUGUUUUUAGUGAAUUAGGCAUGCAUCGGGUUCAUUACCUAUUACCAUACAUUUAGCAACAACAGUAUGCUAACGUUGGGUCUCAAUAACUAGUGAAAGCAAAUAAAACAUCUUAACAUUUUA